Molecule: messenger RNA, 3932 nt
Organism: Boleophthalmus pectinirostris (great blue-spotted mudskipper)
Lineage: Eukaryota; Metazoa; Chordata; Actinopteri; Gobiiformes; Gobiidae
Gene: slc43a2b
Product: solute carrier family 43 member 2b
Exons: 13
Coding region: 1313-3094 (593 amino acids)
Biological process (GO): transmembrane transport; neutral amino acid transport
Molecular function (GO): L-amino acid transmembrane transporter activity; neutral L-amino acid transmembrane transporter activity
Source: RefSeq, a predicted model, not a curated record
GGAGUUAAGAUAGUACCUGUGAUGUCUCUGAUUGAUGCAUAGUGAUAAUAAAGACUAUGCCUAAACUGCAGCAACAUUCCUCUAUAAUGUCAGUGCGUCUCACUUUUGACUCAAAUGAACUUACAAAGCAGGGCAACAAGUCUUUUCUGUAAACAAUCAAUACAUGGUUGAUUUUCACUACCGCACAGUUGAAAUCUUAUCACUAAGGUAGUUAAAGUUCUCAGGUCCUCAGAAAAAAUACCAUGUUUUACUACUUUCAAUUUACAUACCCUUCACAAGUGAUUAAAUUCCAUUGAGAGUUCAAAGCGAGUGAUCAUUAUGCAGUGUUUACGGUUCCAUCAGUCUCUUUUAAGUGUCCGUAAGAGCCUUUACUGAUGCUAUGUUUAUCUAGCCGUAUGUUAUAGCUUCCUAUAUGUUUGAUCUUAAUUAACACCUAAUCGAUGAACACUUCCUGAACCGUUUUAUUGACAUUCAUUAAUUAUAAGUUAACAGUAUCAUGCAAUAGUGUGAAUUGUCAGCAGAUGGCGCUAUGUUCUCCGUUUGUUAACUCAUGGGUGCAUAAAUGUGGCCCUUUGGCAGAAAAGUGACCAUUUACUCACAUAAAGAGGAGCCCACGCUGUUGGACGCGGUAUUGGAGGUCAGAUAACAAUUUAUUUUAUUACAAUGUAGGUGCUCUGCUUUUCUGCUGAAUUAUUGCAGGCUAUGUUCUGUCCCAAUUUAUAUGCAUUAUAAUUAACAUUGAUAAAUUCGUUUUUCUUCUGUUUGUGUUAGCAGGCUAAUGUUGAUGUGUGUUACUGUUUGGUUCGAUGCACCACAGAAGUGAUGAGUUGCGCUUGGAUGAAUCUAUUUUGAUUUGAAGGGGUUAUGGGACAUAGGCAGUUCAGAGAGGGAGAGAAAGAGGGGAGAGAGCCCCAUUUUCAGAGUCCUGUUCAGACCAGUUUGAUUUAGGCAUCAAAAAACCCUUAUAUCACCACAGAUUCAAUUCCCUAUUAUGUAAUUUUCAUAAUUUCAUAUUUCAAGGUGAGUUAUGAAUUGUUAAGAUUUUAGAACAUGUUUGAAGGUUGGUAUUCUUACAAAUAUGCUGUCAGCUAGUUGGUUAUCUUAGGUUCAAAGUUAAUCAUGUUUAUCUCACAAAGCUGAACCUUCCUGUGGUCAUGUGACUUGAAUGGUAGGUGUAGCUAUAAAACCAGUGAUUGCUCUUGCUUCCUUCUCUUUGCAGAGGUGACCAUACCAGCGUCACCUAGGGGAGGCCUGCACCUACAACCCAAGCCAUCAACUUUUUCAAUUCAUUUGACUGGUCUUGGUUUGAACCAUGGCACCUACCCUGACCACAGCAUUUGCCAGGCGCUGGUGGAUGGCUGUGACUGCUAUCAUUGAAAACCUGCUGUUCUCUGCUGUGCUGCUGGGAUGGGGGUCCCUGCUCAUCAUGCUCAAGUCUGAGGGCUUCUAUUCAUAUCUUUGCACUGAAGAGGGAAAUCACACCAGCUCUACAAACCUGUCCCUGCCCACCCCAUCCACUGAUGAGUAUGCAGACUACUAUAUGCUGGUUGAUGGUGAGACGGGUGUGGUGGGCUUAGGGGAUGGGGUGGAGAUGAAGCCUCUACUACCCCCUGAUGGCCCUCUGAGAAUGAACGGCUGGCUCAUAUGUAAGGAGCAGGAUGAGAUGCUCAACUUGGCUUUCACGGUGGGGUCUUUCCUGCUCUCUGCCAUAACUCUGCCGCUGGGAAUUGUCAUGGACAAAUAUGGGCCACGCAAGCUCAGACUUUUGGGAAGCACCUGCUUUGGUUUGUCCUGUCUAAUGAUUGCAUAUGGAGCCUAUAAUCCAAAUGAACUCUCUGUCCUCAUCUUCAUCGCCCUCACAUUUAACGGCUUCGGGGGCAUGUGUAUGACCUUCACCUCUCUCACACUGCCCAAUAUGUUUGGGGACCUUCGCUCCACAUUUAUUGCCCUCAUGAUUGGUUCUUAUGCCUCCUCAGCUGUCACCUUCCCAGGAGUCAAGGUGAUCUAUGAUUUGAACAUAUCUUUCAUCACCAUCUUGGUUGUGUGGGCAGCUUGUGCUGGCCUGGUUUUUCUGAACUGCUUCUUCAACUGGCCCCUUGAGCCCUUUCCUGGACCAGAGGACAUGGACUACUCUGUGAAGAUUAAGUUCAGUUGGAUGGGCUUUGACCACAAAAUCACAGGGAAGCAGUUUUAUCGCCAAGUGACCACUGUUGGGCGGCGUCUCAGCGUGGGAACAAGCCUGAAGUCUGAUGAUAUGCCCACCAAAGAGGGCCAAAAGCUGUGCCUGUCCACCAUGGACCUGGAGAUGGACUCUAAGGCACAAGUAGAAACCCAAUCGUUCAUGAAGAGUGUGGUCAGCCCCAUCUUCCUGCUCAGUGCGGUCACGAUGUCAGUCACUCAGCUGCGUCUGCUCUUUUACAUGGGAGCCAUGAACAGUGUGCUCGAGUCACUCACUGAUGACCUCAACACAGUGAGUUUGUAUUCGUCCAUCUUUGGCGUGCUGCAGCUGCUCUGUCUGAUGACCACACCAGUGAUUGGUCAGAUUAUGGACUGGAAGUUGAAAGAGUGUGAUGAUGGAGAUGGAGAGAAACAGCUCACCAGCACAGGAGAGAAGAAGAAACGCAGAGACAGAAAGACACAGAAAGUGACCAAUGCCUUGAGAGCUUUUGUGCUCACAAAUUUCCUGCUGGUGGGAUUUGGUAUUACAUGCAUCAUCCCUAAUUUGCACCUUCAGAUUGUGUCAUUUGUUUUACACACUGUGGUCCGAGGGUUCAUUCACUCAGCUGUUGGCGGCCUGUAUGCUGCUGUGUACCCCUCGUCCCAGUUCGGCAGUCUGACGGGGAUGCAGUCUCUGAUCAGUGCUGUGUUUGCUCUCCUGCAGCAGCCUCUGUUUUUGGCCAUGAUGGGACCACUACAGGGAGAUCCAUUUUGGGUAAACAUUGGACUGCUGGUUCUCAGUAUGCUGGGAUUUCUGCUGCCCCUCUACCUUAUCUGCUACAGAAGAGUGCUCAACAAAGAACAAAUGGAAAGAGAAGAGAACGCCAAGAUCUACAUCAAAAUCAAUGGCUCUGACAUCCCAGAAGCAUUGGUUUAGUAAACUGAGGAAAUCAUCAACACAUUCACUGACAGAGAGGACACCUUUAGAAGAUUUCAAAGAUAGAUAAAUAUUAUAUCUGGAUGAGAUGUGAUUCUCAUUCACACAUCAAACUGUUGAACCAUGACAGAGGAGGAAGACAAGCAGGAGAUGAAGAGGCAGUGAGAGGAAAGACUGUGAAAGGAAGAGGUUCUGACCUCUGCAAAUCCCCCAAAACCUCUCAGCCUCAUUUUCUUCUGCUUUAGUGAUGUUAUAUUAUAUUUGCUGUAUGAGUGGGAAUGUUAACACCUCCAGUUAUGUAUUAUAAUCCAUUAUAUUAGUUUUUUCUAUUUAUGUUAGUAAAUAAUUUGCCAUUAAAAUUCAAAAUAGCUAUCUUUAUUUUACAUGUCUCAUAUACAGAAGUAAAUGCUCCACCAAGAAGUGGUUAGACCUUUUAUAGUUUUAGAUUUUAUAUUUUUGAAAUAUCAUUAAAUAUAAUUUAGUUUUAUAUAUUUUCCAUCUGGAAGGGGAUAUAAAACCGUAAUUUGUAAUCUAUUUAGUAUUUAUUACCUUGUCUUUGCUAUUGUAUGAUAUUUAUACCAUAGCCUACCUCUAGCUGUGCCUAAUAUGCCUUAUGCAUAAUUUAUGUGCAAAGGUGAAGAGUAAGAAGUAGAUUUAGAUGAUAUAUAGACAUUUUCCACCUGCAUUUUCCAUCAGCACUUUAUCCACAGAUUUUCAACUCGUCAUCAUCCCUCCCUAGGAUAAAUUAAUCAUUAUUUCUAAAGUGUGUGUUGCUGUAGCUUAUUUGUAUUAUCCUUGUUUCUGGACAUGGUGCUAAAUAAAGAUGUUUCACUCAUGA